Recurvomyces mirabilis is the source of this 1956-nucleotide messenger RNA. RefSeq lists its product as uncharacterized. Gene Ontology annotation, molecular function: RNA binding; rRNA (guanine) methyltransferase activity. Gene Ontology annotation, cellular component: mitochondrion. The record is from RefSeq and is a predicted model, not a curated record. The transcript has a single exon. Lineage: Eukaryota; Fungi; Ascomycota; Dothideomycetes; Mycosphaerellales; Teratosphaeriaceae. Gene Ontology annotation, biological process: rRNA methylation. The coding region runs from base 1 to 1956 and encodes 651 amino acids.
AUGUUUCUUCCCAAUGCCGGCAGAACGCUGUAUCUCGAUCUUUAUCACAUCGUACGAACACAUACUAUAGCCUCCCCGCAAUGUCGUCGUUCCGUCUCGACCACAUCGGCCAUCAAUCGAGGCAUCAGGGCCUCACGCGACACAAGAUCGAGGUCCAGGGAUGGAGGCAGACUUGGAGGAAGAGAUCGCACUCCCGUGGCAGCUGCUCCGACGACACGCGAUAGAGCGAGUCGGUUACGUGGCGAUGGGUUCCGCGGUACCGCCUUUGCACGUAACGAUCGUGCUGCAGCUGCAUCGAGAGAUGGAGCAGGGCGUCGACCAGGUUCUUUAGAACAGCGGGAUCCACCGCCACCUCCGAGGAGCGAAGUCAGACGAUCUUCGUUCAGCAGAGAUCGUGGACCAGAGACUCGAGAGCAGCGGCAGUGGUCAAGGGCAGAGACUGUUGAGCCUCCUUCAUUCCAAGAAAGGAGGUCUCGGCCAUCUGGUCGUACUGGAGAUAGAACGCCUCCACGCAUAAGCUCAGGUCGCAAGACGUACGAGGCGGAUGAUGACCCUCCUCCAAGGUAUGGAGGGCGCGAGCGAGUGACUUCCAAAUACACCUCGCACGGCCCACCUAAGCCACGGGAGGAAGCUGGAGCACGACGCCGGAGCUCUUUCGAAGAAGACGAUCGCCCGGUGCAGAGGUACAACUCUAAGGAGCGGGAUCCGCCCUCGUACGCUUCACGUGAAUCACGAAAGGCACCCUACGAGGCUGAGAAAUCACUUUCAAGGACAUCUCGUGACAAGCUCGACCAGGACAGAUCUUUCAAUGACACCCGCCAGCCCAGAGAAAUCCGUCCACCAAGGAAUGUCCGAGACGAGGCACCUACUGGUGGAGCUGCCAACACUUACGACCGCUCAAGUAAACGGCGAGAAAGGGACGCAAAUAAAGAAGCCUACGAAUCUCCCAUGCCAAUCCCCUACACAACAGCCGCCAGCCAAUUCCUCUACGGCACCAACGUCGUGCACGCCGCCCUACGCUCCCAGCGCCGUAAGCUCUAUCGCCUACACCUCCAACAGCGCUCCACAGCCCCAAAUUCCAUCCUCCGAAUGGCGGAGAAAGCCAAGAUCCCCAUCGACCGCAACGCCAGCGUUCGCUUCCUUGAUACCGUGUCUGACAAUCGUCCACAUAAUGGCGUCGUGCUAGAUGCUUCUCGCUUACCUGCUCCGCCUGUCCUUGCGUUGGGGAAGCCUGAUGUCAAGACUGGUGCCAUAGGUCUGACGCUUGACCGACAAUCGGCAGAGGAUGUCCUCAUCAACGGCUCAUCAGCCUCGCUCGACCUCCCUGCUCCGUCUCAAGCCGGCCGCCACCCCUUCAUCAUCAUGCUCGAUGGUAUCCUUGACGAAGGCAACCUGGGCUCUAUCAUGCGUACAGCGCACUUCUACGGUGCGGACGCCGUCGCCAUUGCCACGGCAACAUGUGCUUCCAUCAACUCCCCCAUCGUCGCGAAAGCCUCGAGUGGUGCCUGUGAAGCCGUGAAGCUCUUGGGGCUGCCGAAACCUAGCUCGUUUGUGCUGGACUCGGCGAAAGCGGGAUGGAGAGUUUAUGCUGCUGUUGCGCCGGGCGAUGAGGGCAGUGGUGGGGCUCCUGGGGAUAGGAAGCAGAUGAGGGUGAGUACGAGGGAGGUUGCGAGAGAGAGUCCGCUAAGGGAUAAGCCGGUUAUACUUAUGCUUGGUGCUGAAGGAGAGGGCUUGAGAGCCAAUCUUGUCAAUAAGGCGCAUUGUCUUAUUAGUAUUGAGAGGGGUGCUGUGGGUGAUGGGGUCGUGGAUGUGGGUGUUGAUAGCUUGAAUGUGGGUGUGGCGGCUGGGGUGCUUAUGGAGGCUUUCUUGAGGACUUCGAAGGAGCCUGGAGCUGUGAAGGAACAGAAGGAGGAUGCCGCUGCAUCUGUGCCCGUGGUUGGAGAGCUGGGCUUCUAA